This is a messenger RNA of Huiozyma naganishii CBS 8797, 909 nucleotides long. RefSeq names its product putative hydrolase (gene NIT2). The transcript has a single exon. The record is from RefSeq and is a predicted model, not a curated record. Bases 1 to 909 code for a protein of 302 amino acids. Gene Ontology annotation, molecular function: hydrolase activity, acting on carbon-nitrogen (but not peptide) bonds, in linear amides. NCBI's taxonomy places the organism in Eukaryota, Fungi, Ascomycota, Saccharomycetes, Saccharomycetales, Saccharomycetaceae.
AUGAAUAGAAUUGCAAUUGGGCAGCUGUGCUCUUCCUCCAAUAUGUGGGAGAACCUCGCAGUGAUAAAACGGUUGAUCUCGAGGGCCCUGAAGCAGGACGUCAAAGUGAUCUUUUUCCCCGAAGCGACGGACUACCUGGGUCAGAACGCGGAGCACUCAUCUGUGUUGUCUAGGGAGACCCCCAAAUUUGUCUCUAAGUUACAGGAGAGCAUUAGGUCGCUGACCCAUGAGACAGGCAAGAAGAUCGAUGUCUCCAUCGGUGUGCAUUUACCCCCGACAAGAUCUGUUGACGCUGUACAGGAUAGUCGUGUUAAAAACGUUCUACUGUACAUCGACUCUGACGGACAGAUCGUUCAGAAGUAUCAGAAACUACACCUCUUCGACGUGGAUGUACCUAGGGGUCCCAUUCUGAAGGAGUCUCUUUCCGUCCAACCUGGGGACCGUAUCCCGCCCAUUAUCGACACCCCCGUUGGCUGUUUGGGAUCAGCUAUAUGUUAUGACAUUCGUUUCUCAGAGCUGUCACUGAAGUUACGAUCGAUGGGAGCCGAAUUGCUGUGUUUCCCUAGUGCAUUCACUAUGAAGACAGGCGAUGCACAUUGGGAGAUACUGGCAAGGGCCCGGGCCAUUGACACGCAGUGUUUCGUUGUGAUGCCCGCGCAAUGUGGCAAGCACGAACUUAGAGUUGAUGACUGGAGCAGGGACCACGCCUCGCUGAACACCCCUGAGAGAGAAUCAUGGGGCCAUUCUUUGAUUGUUGACCCUUGGGGGGACGUGAUUGCCCAGGCGGAUAUUGACGGCCCCAACGAACAACUAAUAGUCGCCGAUAUAGAUAUAGCGAAGCUUCAAGAGGUGCGUGAGAGGAUGCCCCUUUGGGAACAGCGCCGCCGUGAUUUGUUCCCCUCGGUUUAG